ACUGCGGAAGUUCUCUCAUGCCCAGUAGAUACCCGCACUAGUAUUCUCUUCAUAAGUGCUUCAAUUGGAUCUUCCUUUACUAACCUCGGGAGUUCACUCAUACCCAGAGCAGAGAGAGCAUGUCAGCCGUCUCCUUAUCGACCUUGAUGUGAUCCGUCUUGAUGGCGAAUUUAUCGGGGACGAAGUCCCUGCGUCGCUCCCGCCCCGCGUCCUGCAACUUGAGCGAGGUGCCCCGAACCCGACCCUUCUGGUUGCGCUUCAUGAGAAGGGUCGAGAAUCCGGCAAUCUGGUAUCAAAGGCGCUUGGAAGGGAUUAGGGCAACCUCAUCGAGUAGAUCUUCUUGUUGGUGUGGAAAUCAAGAGUCAUUCUCGAGUAGCAGCAGCUCGAUUACUUGCCGAGAUGACUUCUUCACCGUCUUGGUUUGGACUCGUCCGAUGGCUGCUCCUGCUUCACUCUUUAAAUGCUGAGUCCUUGCUAAUUUUAUUUCAGUUUCUCCUUCUGGACUAUUCUUUAUGUAGGAGUGGAAUGGGUAAUUGUUCAAAUGAACUGCAAAAUGAUAAUGGGCCAACUGUCUUGAUUAUUAAGGAUAAUGAAGGAUAUAUAUAUAUAUGGGGGUUAUGCUUCCCAGCUUUGGGAGAGGCAUAGUGAUUUCUAUGGAGAUAUGAAGUCUUUUCUCUUUCAGCUCCAUCCAAAGGCAUCUACAUUCAGACCAACUGGGACCAACAACAAUUUACAAUGGUGUGCUGUGAGUUUCAGUUCAGAGACCAUUCCAAAUGGCAUUGGGUUUGGAGGGCGAGUUAAUCACUUUGGCCAUGUUCCUCUCAGCAGGCUUUGAUCAGGGACACAUUUUCUCUUGCACAACAUUCAACAGCCCUUGCCUUUCAAAGAACAGUAAAAUCUGCUGAGAACUGAUUAGAAUGCUGAGGACUAGUGAGGAAAGGAAAACAAGAAGAAAGACAAGAUGCUCCUAAAGGUACUGUGUUAGAAAGUUUUAAGGAGGACCGGAGUAUGCUCGGUAUGGUAGGGAUUGCUAAUGCUAGUGAGUAAAUGUGAUCAUCUUUGGCCCGCACUUUUGGAUGUGGCUUCAACAUUCUGAUCAGUGCUUAAGGUUAGAAGUCCUGUUCAAUAUCUGUCUGGUUUAAGGAAAAUUGUUUUUAUCUUGAGUCCCUGAUUCCUCAAUCAAACAGAACUUUACUA
This is a messenger RNA of Rubroshorea leprosula, 1197 nucleotides long. The record is from the annotation of a GenBank genome assembly. NCBI's taxonomy places the organism in Eukaryota, Viridiplantae, Streptophyta, Magnoliopsida, Malvales, Dipterocarpaceae.